Acanthopagrus latus (yellowfin seabream) is the source of this 1512-nucleotide messenger RNA. RefSeq names its product glucosamine-6-phosphate deaminase 1 (gene gnpda1). The record is from RefSeq and is a predicted model, not a curated record. Gene Ontology annotation, cellular component: cytoplasm. NCBI's taxonomy places the organism in Eukaryota, Metazoa, Chordata, Actinopteri, Spariformes, Sparidae. Gene Ontology annotation, molecular function: glucosamine-6-phosphate deaminase activity; identical protein binding. Gene Ontology annotation, biological process: N-acetylneuraminate catabolic process; carbohydrate metabolic process; N-acetylglucosamine catabolic process. The transcript is spliced from 7 exons. Bases 438 to 1259 code for a protein of 273 amino acids.
AACUACGUUCUGCCAGGUGUCGUUAAUGAUUUUCAUCUCAAGCCUCGUGAUUUAUCUUUCAUGCUAGCUCUUUAUAGAUGUACGUCGCUAAACAUACAGCUGUGAUGUUUUUAAGAGGCGAACUUUACUCGACGGAGCAGUUUUCACCAACUUAUAUUCGCCUAUACCCGGGAUAUUUUUUUCUGCUACCAUUUCUCAGGAGGAAUAAAUGAGCUAGCUACUUAGCCUGUUGGCUAACGCUAGCUGAGCGCAAGUUCAGUGAACGUCACCUCCGCGGUGAGCGCUGUUUGCAUCCGAAAGCAGGAAUCACAUGACCCAUCCAGAUCCUGUCUGCUGCGAGUAAAAGCUACACAUAGUCCAUGGUAUAAUAGGUGCUGAGCUUCUUCAGACAAGACAACCCGUCCCCUACUUCCUUGUCUUUUUUCCCCUCCAGGACGAUGAAGCUGAUUAUCCUCAAUGACUACGACCAGGCAAGCGAGUGGGCUGCCAAGUAUAUUAGAAACAAGAUUUUGAUGUUCAAACCCGGCCCGGACAGAUAUUUCACCCUGGGGCUCCCCACUGGAAGCACCCCCCUGGGAUGUUACAAGAAACUGAUCGAGUACUACAAGAAUGGAGAAGUCUCGUUCCAGUAUGUAAAAACAUUCAACAUGGAUGAAUAUGUAGCCCUUCCCAGAGAUCAUCCUGAGAGCUACCACUCCUUCAUGUGGAACAAUUUCUUCAAGCACAUAGACAUAAAAGCAGAGAACACACACAUCCUAGAUGGCAACGCUGCUGACCUGCAGGCAGAGUGUGACGCCUUUGAGGAAAAGAUAACAGCAGCCGGGGGGAUCGAGCUGUUUGUCGGAGGUAUCGGACCAGAUGGCCACAUUGCCUUCAAUGAGCCUGGUUCAAGCCUUGUUUCCAGGACCAGGGUGAAGACCCUGGCCAAGGACACUAUCAUGGCUAAUGCAAGAUUCUUUGAUGGGGAUCUCUCUAAGGUGCCCACCAUGGCACUGACGGUGGGAGUGGGCACUGUCAUGGAUGCCAAAGAGGUCAUGAUUCUCAUCACCGGAGCACACAAGGCAUUUGCUUUAUACAAAGCCAUAGAGGAUGGCGUGAAUCACAUGUGGACAGUGUCUGCGUUCCAGCAGCACCCACAGACCGUUUUUGUUUGUGACGAAGACGCCACCCUGGAACUGCGGGUCAAAACUGUGAAGUACUUCAAAGGGAUGAUGCACGUACACAACAAGCUUGUGGAGUCGCCUCCCUCAGGGAAAUAGAUGAACUGAGAAGAUCUCCUCAAAACUUUGUGGAUUCAUGAGGCAUUUGUCGAAAAUUAACACUCCAGUGAUUCCUUUAUCUUCUGGUGGAGAUACAUUGGUGGACAUCAAGCAGUGCUUGGUGUUAUUCUUAACUAAUUCUUGUAGUAACAAUCAGGUGCUGGUGUUGCACAGACUGUUCAGGUUUACAGAUGAUUGUUCAUACAGCUUUGCUUCUCAUUUGUUCUUUGUAAUAAAGUACAUUUAAUUUGUA